Trichoderma reesei QM6a is the source of this 2526-nucleotide messenger RNA. RefSeq lists its product as uncharacterized. Gene Ontology annotation, molecular function: nucleic acid binding; ATP binding. The coding region runs from base 1 to 2526 and encodes 841 amino acids. NCBI's taxonomy places the organism in Eukaryota, Fungi, Ascomycota, Sordariomycetes, Hypocreales, Hypocreaceae. Gene Ontology annotation, cellular component: nucleus. The record is from RefSeq and is a predicted model, not a curated record. The transcript is spliced from 4 exons.
AUGUAUGCACGGUAUAUCCCCUCAGCGGGAGGGCAGAAGUCUACCAGUAACAAUCGAGAGCCUCUUCCUGUCGCGAAGCAAUCGCCGGCGCCUCCUACAGCCUCAAGUGGAGAUGGACUCUCCUACUCUCGCUACAUACCCGGCGUGACGCCUCAGAAGCAAUCCGAGACACCAACUGUCCAGCGAUUCGAAGACGAGUCAGACUCUGCGAAAUCGAAGAGGAAACGAGACGAUGGGGAGCAGCUACAGGAGCCGCAGGACAAGAAGCGGAAGGAGAAGGGCUCCGAAGCCGUCCCGGAAUUACCAGAAUCCGCAGAGCAAGAGAAAAAGGCCAAGAGGAGCAAGGAAUCCGAACCGAAUGGCGCUGGAGUGAAAGAGAGCAAGAAAGACAAGAAAGAGAAGAAGAAGGCGAAGAAAGAGAAAAGGCAAAAAGACGCAUCCGAUGAGGCGGACAAUGGGUCUACUUCCGAAGACCAGAACCCAAAACAGACCUCAGACACUUCCAAUGCCCAUCUCGAAGACUCUGAAAUGGUAGAUGCAGAGCCCGCCACAACAGACGGCAUAACCCCCGCGCCCCAAGAGCAGCAACCCAAAAAGCCCAAGAAAGAAAAGAAGAAGAAAUCGCAAAACGUCCCCACGGACGAAGCAGAGGGAGCAGAAGAAGAAGAAGAAGAAGACACCCGACACAAGGCCGUCUUCGAGCGCCUCGGCAAAUCACUCAAAUACGCCGAAAUCCUCAAAGAGCAAGGCAUCGACGAGGAACCCCAAGAACCAACCGAGCUCCACGGCCUAGAACCCCUCCCACAACCCGCGCGCACCGCCCCCAGCGCCGCAAAACCAACAUACGAGAUCCUCCCGCCGUGGCUCUCCGCGCCGAUCCGCGUCUCAGUGGACACGCGGACGCCCUUCACCGAGCUGGGCAUCCUCCCCAAGGCCGCGCGGGUCCUCGAACAAAAGGGCUACACAGAAGCUUUUGCCGUGCAGACGGCUGCUCUGCCACUCCUUCUCCCCUCGAACAAGCAGCAGCAGCCCGGCGAUCUCCUCGUCUCGGCCGCAACAGGAUCGGGAAAGACGCUGGCGUACGCUCUACCCAUUGUGCGUGACGUGAGCAACAGCGUCGUCACAAGACUGCGUGCGCUCGUCGUGCUGCCCACGCGCGAACUCGUCAAGCAGGCCCAAGAGGUAUUCGAGCUCUGCGCAAAAGCCUACGAGGGCGAAGACAGGAAGAGAGUCCGCGUGGGCAUCGCCAUCGGCAACCAGUCCCUGGCUUCAGAACAGGACCUCCUCGUCGGCAGGGAGACGCGCUACGACCCUGAAGCGUACAAGCAGCUGGAACAAGAAGCAUCAAGCUCAUCAUCAUCAUCGCCCAGCAGCCAAGACGACUUAGACGCCCUCCUCCUCCUCAGCGGGCCCGACCGCCGCGCCAACCCCCGCCUCGGCCCCUGGCAAGGCCAGGUCAUUGACUUUUACUCCAAAGUCGACGUCCUCAUCUGCACCCCCGGCCGCCUCGUCGAACACCUCGACCAGACCCCCGGCUUCACCCUCUCCCACGUCCGAUGGCUCGUCGUCGACGAAGCGGACAAGCUCCUCGCGCAGAGCUUCCAGGGCUGGCUCGACGUUGUCCUGGACAAGUUCAAGACGACGACCAGUCAUCACAGCAGCAGCAGCAGCAACGUUUUGGGCGCCAGAGACUUUCCCGACAUGCCGUACUCGGGCGUCCGCAAGAUUUUGCUCAGCGCCACGCUGACGAGGGACCUCAGCCUGCUGAACCAGCUCGCGCUCCGCUCUGCAAAGAAUGAGCAUCUUGCUACGAAGGCUCAGUCGGACCCAAGUUCAGACACUAGUUCCGACGACUCAAGCUCCGAGUCCGACUCGUCCUCUGAUUCAGACUCGGACUCGGACGCUACAAGCUCAGACUCGGAUUCGGAUUCAGACACGUCCUCAUCCUCAUCAUCAUCAUCAAGGUCCACCAGAAGCAAGACCAAAACUCAAUCCCGCAUCCCCUCCAAACACUCACCCAUCCCCCGAUCCCUCAUCUUCACCAAGUCCAACGAGUCCGCCCUCCGCCUCUCCCGCCUCCUCGCCCUCCUCGACCCGUCCCUCGCCACGCAAAUUGGCACCCUCACAUCCACGACGCCCACCAGCGUCCGGCGAAAGACCCUCCGCGCAUUCACCACCCCGUCCUCCCCGCUGCGCCUCAUCAUCGCGUCCGAUCUCGUGGCUCGCGGUAUCGAUAUACCAAAGCUGCCACACGUCAUCAACUACGAUCUGCCGCCGAGCGUGGCUGGUUACGUGCAUCGUGUGGGACGAACUGCGCGUGCGGGACGACAGGGUUGCGCGUGGACGCUUGUGGGUGACGGGGAGAGUGGCUGGUUCUGGGGCAAGAUUGGCAAGAGUGCGGCUGUGAAGAGGGCGCAGAAGGUGGGACGAGUCAUGAUUGAGGAGAUGAGCGAGGAGAGGAUAGAAGAGUAUGAGGCUGCGCUGGAGAAGCUGGGCAAGGAGGCGCUCGAGUCACGGAAGAAAUAG